AUGGCAUCCACCGUCAUGUCUUUCGCUUCUCGCUCUGGCAGCAGCACCCUCACAUCUCUUUUCCUCGCGAUUCUCUCCUCCCUUUUCAUCUUGGCAUCAUCCGUCUCAGCAUCGGCCAAAAAUGUCCAAAUGCGAGAAAUGGAUUCCGACGCAAUCGUCCCGCUCCGUUCCCACUCCAUCUACGCACCCUACGUCGACUCCAACCUGCAAAACAAAUUCUGGGAUUUCGGAGCAGACGCCAUCGUCGACACCAACCGACACAUCCGUCUAACCCAAGACCGUUCGCACCAAAUGGGUUGGCUAUGGUCUCGUCUCCCUCUCACCGCCGAGAACUUUGAAAUCGUAUUCGAGUUCAACAUCGACGGCCACGCUUCCCACGUAGCUGGAGAUGGCAUGGCAGUCUGGCUCACCCAAGAUCGAGCAAAACCAGGGCCCGUGUUUGGAAGCAUCAACUACUUCACCGGUUUAGGCAUCUUUUUUGAUACCUAUCCCAACUCUCGACAUCCCUACAGCUUCCCCAGGAUCUCAAUCAUGAAUGCAAACGGUGUCGAGGCAUAUGAGAAUGACAAAGAUGGUGCUAGACAGGAAGUUGCUGGCUGUUCCAUCGACUAUCGUAACUCCAAGGUCGCAACCAAGGGUAAACUUAUCCACGUCAAAGACAUCUACACAGAACUCCAAAUCCACCAUUCCGAAUGGGACCACUGGCAAUCAUGCUUCAAGCUGGAUAACAUCACCCUGCCACUAAACCCCUACCUCGGAUUCUCAGCACUCACAGGUGACGUAUCAGACAACCACGACGUAGUCUCAAUCACCUCAUCCAACCUCAUCUAUCGCAACCGAACCCCACAACAGCUGAGACAAGAAAAGAUCAAACACUUCCCAGAAAAGUUCGGGUUCAAACCAAAAAAGAAAGCUUGGAAUUUCGGCGGCAACACCAAAGGCUGGUCUAGUGAUGUAAACAGUGUUGGUGGUAGUGGCAAUAAGCGUCGAGCACGAGUCGGGGCAGGGUUGGUGCGAUUUGUCAAGGAUGUGUUUGGGUUUGUGUUUUUCUUGCUGAAAUGGGGUUUGGUUUUGGCGGCGAUAGGUGCGUUGGUGUUGUUGGGAUUGCAGUAUCGAAAGAAGCAGAAUAUGAAGCGGUUCUGA
Ustilago hordei is the source of this 1143-nucleotide messenger RNA. RefSeq lists its product as uncharacterized. Gene Ontology annotation, biological process: endoplasmic reticulum organization; endoplasmic reticulum to Golgi vesicle-mediated transport; Golgi organization. Lineage: Eukaryota; Fungi; Basidiomycota; Ustilaginomycetes; Ustilaginales; Ustilaginaceae. Gene Ontology annotation, molecular function: D-mannose binding. The coding region runs from base 1 to 1143 and encodes 380 amino acids. The record is from RefSeq and is a predicted model, not a curated record. The transcript has a single exon. Gene Ontology annotation, cellular component: COPII-coated ER to Golgi transport vesicle; endoplasmic reticulum membrane; Golgi membrane.